Messenger RNA from Pygocentrus nattereri (red-bellied piranha), 3160 nucleotides. It is a transcript of the gene ythdc1, whose product is annotated as YTH domain containing 1. NCBI's taxonomy places the organism in Eukaryota, Metazoa, Chordata, Actinopteri, Characiformes, Serrasalmidae. Gene Ontology annotation, molecular function: N6-methyladenosine-containing RNA reader activity; mRNA binding. The coding region runs from base 187 to 2340 and encodes 717 amino acids. The record is from RefSeq and is a predicted model, not a curated record. Gene Ontology annotation, cellular component: nucleoplasm. Gene Ontology annotation, biological process: mRNA splicing, via spliceosome; regulation of alternative mRNA splicing, via spliceosome. The transcript has 17 exons.
CUCCAGCCAUUUUAGACGAGGGAAGAUUAGGCAGCAACGAAACCAGUCGGCUGCGCGUCCGCGGGGCUCGUUUAUUUAUUUUUUUUUCCAAUCUAGGUCACUCCUUGUCCAGAACGUAAAGACACUGGACGAGGAGGCAAAACGAGGCAACUCAAAGUCUCCGUUAAAAAGAGGAAGGUGCCGAAAAUGGCUGUCGACAGACGAGACGACAAAGAUGGGGAGCUUAAUGUUCUAGAAGACAUAUUGACUGAUGCCCCAGACCAAGAUGAUGAGCUGUACAACCCGGAAAGUGAGCACGACGUUAGUGAAAAGAAAGGGUCCAAAAGGAAAAACGAACGUGGGGACAGCCAUGAUGUGAAGCGGCUCAGGUCUACGGCCCAUUCGACAAGGCAGCCAGUUAAAAGGUCAGCCCCUUCCACAGGAGCCAGCGGAAAAAAGGUGACCAGUCUGAGAGGAAGACACCCACCUGAUGACUUCUAUGAUGACCGGAAGAACCAUUCUGGAAGAGGGGGAGCAUCCAGGGCUGACCUGUCUAAAGGGCACAAUGAGAAACCUCUGAAUCGCAGCAGAGACCAGCAGAGGAGGAUCAAACCACUAAUGCCAGAGCUGAAUGAGAAGCUGCGGAGGACCAGUGAGGGUAGCGUAGGCAGGGCCAGUCACUCCUCCAAAGAAGAGGAAGAGGAAGCCCGAUCAGAGGAGUAUGCCUCCGAUCAGGAAACUGGCAGCUCUGUGGGCUCCUCUGAGGGUAACCGCUCUGAUGUUGAGGAAGAAGACGUGAUGGAGGAGGAAGAGGAAGGAGAGAAAGAUGAAGAGGAGGAAGAAGAGGAGGAGGAGGAAGUAGAAGAAGAGGAAGUGGAGGAGGAGGAGGAAUAUGAGCUGGAGGAAGGCGACCAGCGGGAAGUGAAUGAACAAAAUGACUAUGACACACGCAGCGAAGCCAGUGACUCGCAGUCCGAGUCAGUCUCUUUCUCAGAUGGAGAGUCUGUACAUUCCGCCUCGGGCACCGACGCCUCGGAUGAGGAAAGAAAAGAGAAGAAGCACGCUAGAGGGAUAUCACCAAUCGUUUUUGAUAGAAGUGGAAGCUCAGCUUCAGAAUCAUACACAGGGUCUGAAAAGAAGCAUGAAAAACUGCCCUCCUCAGUCCGUGCUGUGAGGAAAGAUCAAACCAGCAAGCUGAAGUACAUCCUGAGAGAGGCCAGAUUCUUUCUGAUAAAGAGCAACAACCAUGAGAAUGUUUCUCUAGCUAAAGCAAAGGGAGUGUGGUCUACCCUGCCAGUGAAUGAGAGGAAGCUGAACGCAGCGUUUCGCUCCGCAAGAAGCGUCAUCCUCAUCUUCUCUGUAAGGGAGAGCGGCAAGUUUCAAGGUUUUGCUAGGCUUUCAUCCGAGUCUCAUCACGGAGGUUCUCCCAUCCACUGGGUGCUGCCUGCAGGCAUGAAUGCCAAGAUGCUUGGAGGAGUCUUCAAAAUCGACUGGAUCUGCAGGCGGGAGUUGCCAUUCACAAAAACAGCACACCUUUCCAACCCCUGGAAUGAGCACAAGCCUGUGAAGAUUGGACGUGACGGACAGGAGAUUGAGCCAGAAUGUGGGAUGCAGCUCUGCAUGCUCUUUCCUCCAGACGAGAGCAUUGACUUGUAUCAAGUUAUUCACAAAAUGCGGCACAAGAGGAGGAUGCACUCGGAGCCUCGCUCCCGGGGCCGCCCCCCGCACAGAGAGCCCGCCCCCCGAGACCUGGGAAGGCGUCGCCCAGAGGAAUAUGACAUGCACAACAGGAAACGGCCCAGGAUUGACUAUCCUCCCGAGUUCCCCCAGAGACCAGGUUUCAUACAGGACCCUCGCAACCCACCUGUGGACAGGCGCUUCUCUGGCGUGAGGCGAGAUGUCUUCCUCAAUGGGUCUUAUAAUGAUUACAUGCGAGAAUUUCAUCACAACAUUGGGCCUCCUCCACCAUGGCAAGGGAUGGCACCAUACCCCAGCAUGGAGCAACCUCCACACCACCAGUAUUACCAGCACCACCCUCCACCACCCCAGACACACCCUCCCUACUCUGGCCAUCAUCCCAUGCCCCACGAUGCUCGUUUCAGGGAGAAGAGGGUUGUUCGCUCGUUCUCUUCUAGCUUGCAUGAUUACGACAUGCGUGUGGAUGACUUCCUGAGGCGCACUCAGGCGGUGGUGAGCGGGCGCAGGAGCCGCCCGAGAGAACGCGAGAGGCAGCGAGAACGUGACCGGCCUCGGGACGCCCGGAGAGACCGAGAAAGAGAGCGCGGUCGAGAGAGGGACCGGGAGAGGGACCGCAUCAGAGACCGUGAGAGGGAGAAGGAGAGGGGCCGCUACCGCAGAUAGAACACCAUCUUUUUUCGUUCGUUCCCUUUUGUUUUUUUUCCCCCCACCAUUUAUGGGACACAGAUAGAGCCUAGCUGUUGUCUAAAUUACUCUGACUACUCUGUCACUAUGGAUGCUCCGUUGAGAAUCCUUAGUCCUGGAACUAGGCCUAAUUUGUGUCCAGACAACACAGCCCUUCUGGGGUUUUUUUGUAGAUAAUGUGAUAGGUCGUCUUUCUGUUGUAUAAAGCUGAACUGUACUUCAAAAAGCUAAACUGUUCUUUUCAAAGUGUUCUUUUAAAAUAUGUAUAUUAUUUUACUGGCUCUAAUGGUUGUUUGUAUCAUGCAUGCAGUGUUUUCUACUGUGUCAACCAAAAAACAAGACUUUUCCUAUUUCUUUUUAUUCAUUAAACUUCUGGAGGCAAAGCUGCAUCAGUGUGGCUUGCCAUACUGGGAGGGAGAUGUUAGGAUUUCUUUUUCUUUUCCGUUUUAGGACAAAUCUACCCGUUCCCUGCCUUCACUGUUAAUCAGCGCUAUAAAAAGGAAGGUUUGAGGCCGUGCACGUGCUAGUGUCUGUGAUAUGUUAUUGUACCUAGCUACUUAAAGGACUGUUAAACAGUACAGCUGAGCACAGCAGUUGUAUCAGUACUUUUUAUCUGGCUUAAUGUUCCAAAUAUUAAGUUUGGGGUUUAAAAAAAGCAAUAUCACUUUUUUUUUCUGUCAGUGCUAAAAGGGGAAAUGUAAUGAAGGUCAGUAAAGCAACCUGCUGAGAGAUUUUUUGCUUGGAAGAGUUGUAUCUUUUACUGAUUGAUACAUUUUGUAUUAAAAAAAGAGAGAAUGAA